AUGGCGGCGGCUCGGCGGGCGCGGGCGGGCGGCUCCAGCGCGGGGCCGGGCUUCGGGCGGGCGGCCGAGCCGGAGCCGCCGGUGCCGCAGGGGCUGCUGCGGCUGGCGCGGCGCAGCGGGCAGCUCAACCUGGCGGGACGCGGCCUCACCCACGUGCCCGAGCACGUGUGGAGGAUCAACCUGGACACUCCGGAGGAAGCCCAGCAGAACCUGUCCUUUGGAGCUGCCGAUCGCUGGUGGGAGCAGACGGACCUGACCAAGCUGAUCCUGGCCUCCAACAAGCUGCAGAGCCUCUCGGAGGAUGUGCAGCUGCUGCCUGCCCUCACCAUGCUGGAUGUGCAUGAUAAUCAACUGACAUCACUUCCUUCUGCUUUAGGGCAACUUGAAAAUCUCCAGAAACUCGAUGUCAGCCACAACAAGCUGAGGAGCCUUCCCGAGGAGCUGCUGCAGCUGCCCCGCCUGAGGAGCCUCCUGGUGCAGCACAACGAGCUGAGCCAGCUGCCCGAGGGGCUGGGGCAGCUCCUCAGCUUGGAGGAGCUGGAUGUGUCCAACAAUCAGCUCACAGCCAUCCCCACCAGUUUUGCUCUGCUGGUGAACGUGGUGCGGCUCAAUCUGGCCUGUAACCAGCUCAAGGAGCUGCCCGCAGAUCUCAGUGCCAUGAAAAGCUUGAGGCAGCUGGAUUGUACCAAAAAUUACCUGGAAACGGUACCUCCUAAAUUGGCAGCCAUGGCAUCCCUGGAGCAGCUUUACCUGAGGAAAAACAAACUGCGUUCCUUGCCGGAGCUUCCCUCCUGCAAGUUACUGAAGGAGUUACACGCUGGGGAGAAUCAGAUUGAAAUCCUGAACGCAGAGAAUCUGAAACAGCUGAGCUCCCUGUGUGUGCUGGAGCUCAGGGACAACAAGAUCAAGGCAGUGCCCGAGGAGAUCACGGUGCUGCAGAAGCUGGAGAGACUGGACCUGGCCAACAAUGACAUCAGUAGGUUGCCUUACACCCUGGGGAACCUCCCUCAGCUGAAAUUCCUGGCGCUGGAGGGAAAUCCUUUGAGGACCAUUCGGAGAGACCUGCUGCAAAAAGGCACCCAGGAACUGCUGAAGUAUCUGAGAAGCAAAAUCCAAGAUGAUGGACCUGGCCCCAGUGAAGAGCCUCCUGCGACAGCCAUGACUCUUCCCAGCCAGUCCAAGGUCAACCUCCACGCCAUAACCACGCUGAAGUUAUUGGAGUACAGCGACAAGCAGGCUGCCGAGAUCCCCGGGGCCGUGUUCGAUGCCGUGGGCGCCAAUCCCGUGGCCACCGUCAACUUCAGCAAGAACCAGCUCAGGGAGAUCCCCCCAAGGCUCGUGGAGCUGAAAGAUUCCGUUUGUGAUGUCAGCCUGGGCUUCAACAAAAUCUCCUCCGUUUCCUCGGAGCUGUGCCUGCUGCAGAAAUUGACACAUUUGGAUCUCAGAAACAAUGUUCUGACAGCCUUGCCUGAGGAAAUGGAGGCACUGAAAAGGCUGCACACAAUAAAUCUUGCUUUUAACAGAUUUAAGGUGUUUCCCAGUGUCCUGUAUCACCUCCCAGCCCUGGAGACCAUCCUGCUCAGCAACAACCAGGUGGGCUCCAUCGACCCCGUGCAGCUGAAGGGGAUGGAGAAGCUGGGAACGCUGGACCUGCAGAACAACGACCUCCUGCAGGUGCCCCCAGAGCUGGGCAACUGUGAGAACCUCAGGAGCCUGCUGCUGGAAGGGAACCCGUUCCGCACGCCCCGCGCCGCCGUGCUGGCCAAGGGCACGGCUGCCGUGCUGGAAUACCUGCGGAGCCGCAUCCCCACCUGAGCUGGGCAUUCCCUGCUGAGCCUGGGCAUUCCCUGCUGAGCCUGGGCAUUCCCAUCUCAUCCCUGAGCAUUCCCUGCUGAGCCUGGCCUGGCCAGGGGCACAGCUGCCGUGCUGGAAUACCUGCGGAGCCGCAUCCCCACCUGAGCUGGGCAUUCCCUGCGGAACUGGGGAUUCCCUCCUGGGCCUGGGCAUUCCCUGCUGAGCCCUUGGCAUUCCCUCUUGAGCUCUGGGCAUUCCCUGCUGAGCCCUUGGCAUUCCCUCCUGAGCUCUGGGCAUUCCCACCUGAGCCUGGGCAUUCCCACCUCAUCCCUGAGCAUUCCCUGCUGAGCCUGGGCAUUCCCACCUCAUCCUUGAGCAUUCCCUGCUGAGCCUGGGCAUUCCCACCUCAUCCUUGAGCAUUCCCUGCUGAGCCUGGCCUGGCCAAGGGCACGGCUGCCGUGCUGGAAUACCUGCGGAGCCGCAUCCCCACCUGAGCUGGGCAUUCCCUGCGGAACUGGGGAUUCCCUCCUGGGCCUGGGCAUUCCCUGCUGAGCCCUGGGCAUUCCCUCCUGAGCUCUGGGCAUUCCCUGCUGAGCCCUGGGCAUUCCCUCCUGAGCUCUGGGCGUUCCCUGCUGAGCAUGGGCAUUCCCAUCUCAUCCUUGAGCAUUCCCUGCUGAACCUGGGCAUUCCCACCACAUCCUUGAGCAUUCCCUGCUGAGCCCUGGGCAUUCCCUCCUGAGCCCUGAGCAUUCCCUCCUGAGCCUGGGCAUUCCCACCUUAUCCUUGAGCAUUCCCUGCUGAGCCUGGCCUGGCCAAGGGCACGGCUGCCGUGCUGGAAUACCUGCGGAGCCGCAUCCCCACCUGAGCUGGGCAUUCCCUGUGGAACUGGGGAUUGCCUCCUGGGCCUGGGCAUUCCCUGCUGAGCCCUUGGCAUUCCGUCCUGAGCUCUGGGCAUUCCCACCUGAGCCUGGGCAUUCCCACCUCAUCCUUGAGCAUUCCCUGCUGAGCCUGGGCAUUCCCACCUCAUCCCUGAGCAUUCCCUCCUGAGCUCUGGGCAUUCCCUGCUGAGCCUUGAGCAUUCCCACCUCAUCCUUGAGCAUUCCCUGCUGAGCCUGGGCAUUCCCACCUCAUCCUUGAGCAUUCCCUCCUGAGCCUGGCCUGGCCAAGGGCACGGCUGCCGUGCUGGAAUACCUGCGGAGCCGCAUCCCCACCUGAGCUGGGCAUUCCCUGCUGAGCCUGGGCAUUCCCACCUCAGCCCUGAGCCCUGAGCAUUCCCACCUGAGACCUGAACAUUUCCUCCUGAGCCUGCCUGGCCAAGGGCACGGCUGAUGUGCUGGAAUACCUGUGGAGCCGCAUUCCCACCUGAGCUGGGCAUUCCCUGCUGGGUUCUGGGCAUUCCCACCUCAGCCCUGAGCCCUGAGCAUUCUCUCCUGAACCUGGGCAUUCCCAUCUCAUCCCUGAGCAUUCCCUGCUGAGCCUGGCCUGGCCAGGGGCACGGCUGCCGUGCUGGAAUACCUGCGGAGCCGCAUCCCCACCUGUGCCUAGGCAUUCCCUGCAGAACUGGGGAUUCCCUCCUGAGCUCUGGGCAUUCCCUGCUGAGCCUGGCCUGGCCAAGGGCAAGGCUGCACUGCUGGAAAACCUGCAGAGCCACAUUCCAGCGCCUCAGGAGCAGCCAGGUACCGCCUGUUCCACCAGCACCCCUUCUUCUCCCUGCUGGGAGUCUGCCCGGCCUUUGCUGCAGUGUCAGGAACCCGGCUGUGACACGUUCCCUGCCCUCUGCAUGUUCCAGCAGGGAUUUCUGCCUCCCACGCUCUGUUUACACUGUUUGUAAUAAAGGGCAGCGAGGAAAGCUGCCUUCAGCACAGCCACGGCGCUUCCCGCAGCUGAGCUGGGGUUAGAAGCGCCGGGCCCAGGGCAGAAGGGAACACUGUGGGGUUUGUAUCCCUUUUUUAUCUCGUGUCACUGCUGUCCCCACGCUGCCCCCGGUGUGAGUGUGGUCGAGUGCUUGAGCUGUGAGGUGGUGAGAGGUGCCCCAGGUGUGUGCAGGGCUCCCCUGAGUGAGAGCGGGGCUGGUGCUGCGCCGAGACAAUAAAUGUUCUUGGAUGUCUGCUUUGGGUCCUCCAA
Hirundo rustica (Barn swallow) is the source of this 3918-nucleotide messenger RNA. RefSeq names its product leucine rich repeat containing 40 (gene LRRC40). The transcript is spliced from 15 exons. The record is from RefSeq and is a predicted model, not a curated record. Bases 1 to 1815 code for a protein of 604 amino acids. Gene Ontology annotation, molecular function: protein binding. NCBI's taxonomy places the organism in Eukaryota, Metazoa, Chordata, Aves, Passeriformes, Hirundinidae.